Xyrauchen texanus (razorback sucker) is the source of this 4507-nucleotide messenger RNA. It is a transcript of the gene prmt1, whose product is annotated as protein arginine methyltransferase 1. Bases 45 to 1091 code for a protein of 348 amino acids. Gene Ontology annotation, cellular component: nucleus. Lineage: Eukaryota; Metazoa; Chordata; Actinopteri; Cypriniformes; Catostomidae. Gene Ontology annotation, molecular function: protein-arginine N-methyltransferase activity. The record is from RefSeq and is a predicted model, not a curated record. The transcript is spliced from 10 exons.
GAUCUGUGCUGCAGCAGGCGCGGGGGAUCCAGUUUAUCGUCGAAAUGGCGGAGACCGGAGACAGAAUGGAGGUUUCACAGGGCGAGAGCUCCGUUAAGCCUGCAGCAGAAGACAUGACCUCCAAGGAUUACUACUUUGAUUCCUAUGCCCAUUUUGGUAUCCAUGAGGAGAUGCUAAAGGAUGAGGUUCGCACUCUGACAUACAGGAACUCCAUGUUCCAUAACAAGCAUCUGUUCAAGGAUAAGGUGGUGCUGGAUGUGGGAAGUGGAACUGGCAUCCUUUGUAUGUUUGCAGCCAAAGCUGGGGCAAAGAAAGUUAUUGGGAUUGAGUGCAGCAGCAUAUCAGACUAUGCUGUGAAAAUUGUGAAGGCCAACAAGUUGGAUCAUGUUGUUACCAUCAUUAAGGGCAAGGUGGAGGAGGUGGAGCUUCCUGUGGAGAAAGUAGACAUUAUCAUCUCUGAGUGGAUGGGCUACUGUCUCUUCUAUGAGUCCAUGCUUAACACUGUCAUUUAUGCAAGGGACAAAUGGCUGAAACCUGAUGGCCUGAUCUUCCCUGAUAGAGCUACACUCUACGUCACUGCUAUUGAGGACAGACAGUACAAGGACUACAAAAUUCACUGGUGGGAGAAUGUUUAUGGCUUUGAUAUGGCCUGUAUCAAGGAAGUGGCUAUUAAGGAACCACUAGUGGAUGUUGUUGACCCUAAACAGCUUGUUAGUACUGCCUGCCUCAUCAAGGAGGUGGACAUCUACACAGUGAAGAUUGAGGACUUGUCCUUUACGUCACCAUUCUGCCUGCAGGUGAAAAGGAAUGACUACAUCCAUGCACUGGUCACGUACUUCAACAUAGAGUUCACUCGCUGCCACAAGAGGACUGGCUUCUCUACCAGCCCAGAGUCUCCUUACACUCACUGGAAGCAGACAGUGUUUUAUCUUGAUGACUAUCUGACGGUAAAGACUGGAGAAGAGAUAUUUGGGACCAUCAGCAUGAAACCUAAUGUCAAGAAUAAUAGAGAUCUCGACUUUAAUGUUGACAUCGACUUCAAGGGUCAGUUAUGUGAGGUGUCCAAGACCUCAGAAUACAGAAUGCGCUAGAUUCCUCUAGUGUGUGUUUGUGUGUGACCAAUGUUCUCUCUAUUCCAUGACUACGUAUGACAGACAUUUAAAAAAAAAAAAACAAAAACAAACAACUGUCUUGUGAAAUGUUGUCUGUGGAGGAUUUGAGGUUUUUGAACAUUUUUAAAUGAAUGACUUGGUUUCGCAUAUACGCCAAGGGGGACUCAAACUUUUGGUGCAAUUUUUUUUUUUUUUUUUUUUUUUUUAUGUACAAUUCGUUUUUGGCCCAGAUUUUCAAAAUUUUAGGUGUACCAUCAAGCUUCGAUGCUCCCUUUGGUACAUUCUUGCGCGUUACAUUCUCACACACACGUGCGCGACUGCUUUCUUUUGCAUGCAAGUCUGUUGGAGGGCAGUCUCUUUGGCUGAAUUGUUAGUGUAUAUGGCUUUGUGCCAUCCUUUUUUUUUUUUUUUUUUUUUUGCCUCUUGUCAGUUUCUGCCCUACUAUGUCAACUUGCCGGUUGGUUACUGUAAGAACUGUAAAUCAGCAAAGUAUCUGGUCAAGUCAGCAUCCUCCUUGUAGGUAAAACUUUUUGUCACGUUUCACUAUGGGCUGAAGGUCUGCCCUGUGACUAGUCGUCUGAGUCCAUAACGUUUUGUAUUCUCUGCACUUUGUCCAUUUAUAAAGAGCUGUGUUGAAGGUGUUGAGGCAUUUAUUUUAGACCAUCAGUAGAGCUCUCCAUUUUGUCUUCUGUGGAGGAAAGUUUUUAUUAAUCUAGUGCUCCUUUUUCCUCAUCAGUUACCAUUAAGUUAAACAUACUUUGUGGCACCAUUGGAGGAUAAUAUUAAAUUAUGGAUGAGGAAACCUAGUAAUCGCUUUUGUAACUCAUAGGUGGUGUUAAUGAGCACUAUUUUAUAUCGGUUGACCCUUUUUUUUUAAUGUCACAUUGAGGAGAGAAAAAAAAUCAUUCAAUGAAUGACUUUUUAGUUAAGCUUAUCGGCUGCUUUUUUGCACUGUAAGCACUUAAAACAAUUUUCUCAGACUCGGACCUAUGGUUUUAUUCUGAUAAGGAAACCUUCAGACUAAAUUUAGUUUAGUGGAGGGUGACGCUUUCCUGUGUUUUGAGUAACUUUACAUUUGGCCCAUAUUGUGACUUAAAUUUCUCAUUGUUGCGGGGGACUUUUUUUUUUUUUUUUUGUCCAGGAGUGAGUUCACGUUUUGUGUUUAGCACUGGUGGGGGUUAUUACCAGACAGGCAUUUGUCCAUUUAGGAAGUGUUUAUUUUUUUUUUCUUUUUGAAAAUAAAAACGAUUCAUUUCUAACUUUUUGGUUGUUUUUUUUUUUUCAAUGACCAAAAAUGCAAAUGUGAAAAUGAAGCCCUUUCCAAAAUGUUGCGGAUGAUCAGAUUUUUUUUUUGUGUGUGUGUGUCCAGUUGUAGCGUCUUUAACUAUUUAGUUUACACCGAUUCUGACUAGUAAUUAAGUCUGACUCCAAUUUGGAAAAACCUAAUUUGAGAUUUUAAAGAUUAUUGAUAAGUAAUUGAGAUUGAUACUUUAUUAAUCUAGUUAAUUCAAUACUUUAAAUUCUGCUCACUCAUUCAGAAUCCUGUUGCUUAGGGUGUUGUGCCAAUAUUGACUCCUUGGUAUGCUUAUGCUUUGGGGUUUGUGUAGGGCUGAGCUUUAGGGUGGGAGACCAAUAACUCCCUACUAGGGUUAGGAGUGGAUGUAGUGAUAAGGACCAAUCAGCUGGCAAGGAGUCAAAUUUUGGCACAACACUGGCCGAGUACACUGAUCCCACGUCACAAUCUCGUCAGUUUUGGGUGUAUAGCCAUAGGUAAAGGAUUAAUACUAUUUAGAUGGAUCACUCUGCAUUUCUAAAUAGUUCUAUAGAGCUGUAUAAACAAAGUAAACAAUCAGAGGUAAAUAAUAUUAUUUGCUGACUAAAUACCUUUUAACCAAAUAGCAGUGUUUAGUACUAUAGUUUCCUAUUAAACAUAGAAAAACACUUAGGGCUAGAAUAAUAUUAUCAUUAAUCAGAGGUCAUGACUAGUGAUGGGCUGAUAUAUCUGCCAGGCCAAUAUUGAGUCAGUCUGUGAUUAUCAGCAUAUAAUGGUGAUUGCUUGGCUGAUUAACAGGUGUUUUUUCUUUUCAAGUUAUGCAAAUGUAGUACAUAUUGCAUUAAGUGUUUGUUUGAUUUGCUGUUGAUAAUUGGUAUUAUGGUUAUCGGAAUUUCGAUCAUCAACCAUCUUGCUCUCAAGACCAAUAGUCAUGACUACUAAUAUUUAGAUGUGGUGAUCAAGAUUACGCUGUCCCAAAUAGUACUUUCUUUUAUCCUUUUCAGUCUAUUAUAAAUGGUUAUUCAGAAUGCUAAGAUCACAAAUUUGGGGUAACAUGGCCUUAAUCUGCUAAAGACAAUCAUUUCUGAAUAAAUCUGUAUAUAUUCAAGUUUAACUAUUUUUUUUGUCUGGUAAACAUGUUAUUAUCCCAAUUACAUAAUUCAGAAAUAAUCAAUAUACAACAUCUGAUGCUCAAAAAUGAAUCUUAAGAGUAAGAUGCAUACAUGAUAUUAAAGAAUAAGACAGUGUUGUGUCAUGGGGUUCAUCUUGCUACAGAAUACCUUAAUGUCCAGACAGAAUAAGAAUAGCAUUCUGAGAUGGUUUUUCUUCUCACCACAAUUGUACCGAGCAGUUAUCUGAGUUACUAUAGACUUGUCUGGCCAUUCUCUAUUGACCUCUCUCAUCAACAAGGCACUUCCAACUGUAUACUGCCGCUCACUUGAUGUUUUUUUUGUUUAUUUUUGGCAUCGUUGAGUAAAUUCUAGAGACUUGUGUAUGAAAAUCCCAGGAGAUCAGCAGUGACAGAAACACACAAACCAGCCUGUCUGGCACCAACAAUCAUGCCACUGCCCAAAUCAUUGAGAUAAAAUUUUUUUCCCAUUCUGAUGGUUGAUGUCAACAUUAACUGAAGCUCCUGACCCGUAUCUGCAUGAUGGUAUACACUGCGCUGCUGCCACACAAUUGCUGAUUACAUCAUUGCAUGAAUUAUUGUUAAUGCCAGAUGGGCUGGUUUGAGUAUUUCUGUAACUGCUGAUCUCCUGGGAUUUUCAUACACAAGUCUCUAGAAUUUACUCAACGAUGCCAAAAACAAAAAAGUUUUUAACACAGAAGAAGGAGAGUCAAAAUACAUUUUUGUGGUAAUCAACAUUAUGCCACAAAUACUGCUGAUUGAGCUUAACUUGUAUUGAACCUGAAAUUUUCCUUUAAGUUUCUUGCUUCUCAUUAAGAAAUAUUAUUUUCUGUUUGUGUCUGUGUGACUGGUCCAAUAAAUGUGACAGGGGCUCUUUAUUUAUGAACCUUUUCCACAUGUAUGUAAAAUUGAGUAUUCACCAGUCACUAUAUCUCUGCAUGAUAGAAAUUUAUUGACAUUGGCACAAAAAAUCAUUAAACAUUACAUCAUAGA